Mycetomoellerius zeteki is the source of this 3208-nucleotide messenger RNA. RefSeq names its product tubulin glycylase 3A. Gene Ontology annotation, biological process: protein polyglycylation; cilium assembly; cilium movement. The coding region runs from base 452 to 3085 and encodes 877 amino acids. The record is from RefSeq and is a predicted model, not a curated record. NCBI's taxonomy places the organism in Eukaryota, Metazoa, Arthropoda, Insecta, Hymenoptera, Formicidae. Gene Ontology annotation, cellular component: axoneme; microtubule cytoskeleton. Gene Ontology annotation, molecular function: metal ion binding; ATP binding; protein-glycine ligase activity, initiating. The transcript has 14 exons.
CUGCCCGUCAGCAACAGUAAUAUGUCAACCACACGAAUCUUUUGUGUUUCUCUAUUCUAUUAAUGUUUCGUUAAGCAAAUUUCUCAAAAUUUCAAAGUAUCAUCGGAGAUCAACGCCGCGCUCGCGCGCGCCUUAUCUCACACGCGAUCAACGCUAAAUUUAGUAUCAGAGACGGAAUUUGGCCAGUUGCCGAAAAUAGACCAGUUAUCAAACGGAGAUCGAGAUUUAUUCCCUCCUGCCCUCUCAUAAUUAGCGAUACCAGGCCGAGCGAACGAUUCAUCAAGCUACCACCUGCCGCGACUUCUCCACGCGGUCACGGAGAUGCAGCCGUUUUCAGAUUAAAACAACGGCGCUUCCUUUGAGUACAUCUUUUGCCGGAAUCAAUCGAAGCGAUGAAGAACACGUGAAAAUUAACGUAUUUGCGCGGGAAGCUGUGCGGUAGAUCCACUACAUGAAUGUCAAAGAUGGAUCCUCUUCAAAUCUGGAAAGCUCAAGCGAAGACAAGAAAGACAAGAAAGAAAACGUCGAGAAUGAAGAUGAAAAUCCCGGAGUGGAAGUGGUGACAAAGGCGGAUGUGACAGAUUGUGAUAUCAAAUCCCUCAAAGAGGAACCAGACUGUCUGGAAAACAAAUGUGAGUCGUCUUUAGAACUGCCUUUAGAACCAACUCUUCACGAGCGAUUUUUGCGUAUUAAGCAAAUCGUGAAGGACGCUAUAGCUGCCCAUCAUACUUUUAUGAUUUACGGCAAGUCACGGGUCAUUCGCGAUUGCAUGUUGAAGCGAGGAUGGUGUGAGAAAUUUUAUCGCAGGAACAGCGGCGGUAAUAAAUCACGUGAUCAACAUUUCAACGUCGAUUCUAACCCAGUGCUUCUAUUGGCUGGUAUCGGCGAUCUAAAGGAUGAGCAAAGUGAACGUUUAUUGAUGUCGAGGAUGCUCGCCAAUCACACCGUUGACUUCCUGUGGAACACUGGGUCCGAUUGGCCCGGAUGGCCUGCUCAAGAUAAUAAAACUACUGUGUUCAAUCGAUAUUGUCGAGCUGGCUUCACAUCUAAGGUGGGCUUGUGUUCAAGCGUCAGGCAAAUGCAUUGGUAUUACGAAGCUGGAGUGGCUAACACUUUGUUUCCACGUUGCUACAACAUAUGUCAGAGCGAUCAGAUGCAUGCUUUCGUCGAGGACUUUCGACUCACAGGCUGUCUGAGUCUCUUAAAAUGGUUGGUGGACAAAGUCAAUGCCGAGGACGAAGACGUUGUGCGUUCAUCAACCGGCACAGUGCCUCUCAAAGCUCUCGACUUCGCGAUCAAGAGAUGUAGCGACUAUAUUAGCGCCCAAUCACACGAAGACAUUGAUCAGGAGGGUGAAAAGGUUUGGUCUCAUCAGUGGGAUCAGUUUAUCAGUUGGUAUUAUCAGAUAGUUCGCGGUCAAGCUCUCUUCGUUCGCACCAACGUGCCCUUCAACAAAUAUAUCCUGGCUUCGAAGCACGUAUUAAAAAAAAUGAGGAAGUACUGGCCGCAGAUUGACAUGGACGGCGUAAUGAACAUGUGGAUCCUAAAACCUGGUAACAAGAGUCGGGGACGCGGUAUUGUUCUGAUGAAUAAGUUGGAGGAUGUAGUAGCGAAAGUAAAUCCAACAGGCAAACCGGACACGCGAUAUGUCGUGCAGAAGUAUAUCGAACGGCCGUUACUGAUUCACAAUACAAAAUUCGACAUAAGGCAAUGGUUCAUCGUGACGUGCGCUCAACCUUUAACUCUCUGGCUGUAUAAAGAAAGCUAUCUUCGUUUUUGCUCACAAAAGUUCAGUCUGGAUGACGUUCACGAGUCGAUUCACCUGUGCAAUCACGCAAUUCAAUGCAAAUACAAUAACUGCGGCGACAGGGACUCUGCUCUACCCGCGGACAAUAUGUGGGACGCAACGACAUUCAAAGAGUUCCUCAGAUCUCAGGGUCAUGCUGAUGCAUGGGAUGAACAGAUCUAUCCAGGAAUGAAGCAAGGUCUAGUGGGCUCGUUAUUGGCUAGUCAAGAGGCCAUGGAUCGACGGAAAAACAGUUUCGAACUGUACGGCGCUGAUUUUAUGGUCAUGGAGGACUUUUCCGUGUGGCUGAUCGAGAUCAACAGUCAUCCGGACAUGAGUUAUUCCACCAGUGUUACUACGCGAUUGUGUCGACAAGUGAUGGAAGAUACCAUUAAAGUCGUGGUAGAUUUUCGAGAAGAUAAAAAUGCGGAUACUGGAGACUUUGAGUUAACAUAUAAGCAAAGAAUGUCGAGUUGCCAACCGUACUUGGGCGCAGCUCUGUCGCUUCAGGGUACUCGUAUCACCACCUGUGAGAAGAAAUCGAGUCUGUAUCAAGAUUCCAAAUCUAACUUAGUCGCAAGAUCUCCGAUGACGAAAAAGAAGUCGAUGGUACAUAGCAAUAUUGGGCCGGUGAUCGUCGAUCUCAUCGAGGAAUUGGAGAUUCAACUCGAUCAAGAGUUGUGUUCUUAUUACAACACCGAUUCGCCUAAAUCGAGACCAGCACUUCCAGCGACUGCACCGACGAAAUCUUUAAAGACGAUUUCUGAUGAGAAAGCGGAAAUUAUGACAAAGAGUACUUCAGCAGGUACAACAUCUAUCAACAAAACAAAAUCGCCAACUCCUUCCAAGACUAACGUCCAGAACCACACUAAAUCUUCGAAUAACGGAAAAAGAUCUUCACAUAAACCGGUACGAAAGUUACGCAUGUCCACCAACACUGCAGGCAGCAAACUGGAUACAUCUCCGAGACAAACGUUAAUCUCGAAGAUUAUGGCUCUUCAGGAGCAAUCAGCGAACGAGGCGCCUAAAUCCGAGAAACCGUUGAGAAAAAAUGAGGACAAGAUCAUCAAAACUGCGAUACGAGACGCCGUGAAGAAGUACAAAAGAAACGUGACUGUUCGGCCAGAAGUCCCGCCACUGCCUUCUCUACUUACACCGCCAACUGCGAAAGUCACACCCGUGUCGACGACGAAGAGCAAGAGUCGCAGCUUCCUUAAGAAACAAACGCACCAUAAAAAAAAUAAAAUUUUAACCGACAUCUCCGAUAUGUACGCUGUCGGUUUGAGUCUAACCAAAUAAUCGAAAACAACCUGUCAGUCACUCGUUGCUCGUUAUUUUUCUCUUUACUGUUGAUCGAUUCUCUAAUUCUAUCUACAAGUGAUAUAUGUAUACAACUAAUAAAUGUUACAAUUAUACCCCUAA